GGAGGAGGUGGUGGUGAAGGUGGUGAAGGAGGAGUAGGAGGAGGAGGUGAUGGAUCGUGGAGGAGGAGGAGGCGACGAGGUGUUGGAGGCUUUGGGCCUCGAGCUGCGAUCCGCGCCGCCGCCAAGAGCGCCGCUCAGACAGCCGCAUGGGGAGCCACGCUACGCUGAGGGGGGCUCCCCCUCGCCCCACUCGGCGGCGCCGUGCGGGACCGCUCGCGUGCGGCCAUUCGUCCCCUCGGAGGGAGCGUCCACCUCCCCUCCUCCCCCGGGGCCUCCCAGCCCCCCCGCGUCGCCCCCUCCCGCCAUGAAGACGGCGCUCUCCGUGCACGCCAAGGAGUUCUACCCGCGCGUGGCGGGGGUGGCGGGCGCCAGCGGCUGCUCCCCGUCCGGCUGGGUUGAGGAGGAGGAAGAUGAGGAGGAGGGAGGAGGUGGUGGUGGUGGUGGAGGCAGCGCCGAGGCUGCCCUGCACGACUUUGUGAGGGACUUUGUGAGCUCCCUGUCCGUGCGUCCGGCCCUCUACGAGGCGGAGAGUCCCCUGUUCCUGGACACGCUCAACGCCUGUGUGAGCAGCGAGCACUCACUGCUCACCGUGCUGCACGGCAUCUACGAGCAGCGAGCACUCGCUGCUCACCGUGCUGCACGGCAUCUACGAGCAGGCGGCGCCUACGAGGGCCUCCAGCAUCUGGGUCCCCUGGGCGACAUUAGCAACGUGGUGACGGCUCUGGGCGGAGACGCGGGGGGAGGCAGAGAGAGCCACGGAGCCCAGCGAUACCCGGAGCCACCCAACCCGUGCUCUCGCGGCCUCUCCGCCUCUGACGGGUGUAUCGAGCGGAUGCCGGACACAGCUGCCUUUAGCCGCGACUAUCAGAACAGAGCGGCCAUCGUGAACUCUCACUCACAGGUUCUGAAGAGGAAUGACCCUUCCUCUGAGCUAUUCCUGGAAGAGAGGAUGCUUCUCAACCCCUAUCUGUCCGGGCAGAAGCUGGACAAUGUGGUGGCCAAGAAGUCAGUGCCGGAUUUCGCCGAUGAUUUGGAUGAGUUUGAUGUUGGUGGUGAUGAUGGUGGCGAUGAUGGUGGUGAUGACGAUGGUGGAGAUGGUGGUGGUGGUGGUGAUGAUCGUGGUGACGGUGAUGAUCGUGGUGACGGUGAUGAUGAUGAUGAUGCUGGUAAUGCUGGUGGUGAUGAUGGUGGUAAUGCUGGUGGUGAUGAUGGUGGUGAUGAUGAUGAUGACGAUGGUGGUGAUGACGGUGGUAAUGAGAUGUGAUUUAAAUGGAGACAGUGGAGAUGGUGGUGGGAAUGAGAGUGGAGGUGGUGAUGGUGUUGAUGGUGUUUUGGUUGUUGUGUAUUUACGCGUACAUACAAACACGCAGACACACACAGAUACACAGAGACAAAGACACACAUACACACAAACAAACACACAGACACACAGACACACAGAGACAAUGACACACAUACAAACACACAGACACACAAAGACACACACAGAUACACAGAGACAAAGACACAGGGAUGCAUACACACAGACACCCACAGACACACACAGACACACACAGAGACAAAGACACACAUACACACAAAACAAAUACACACUCACACACGUAUAGCUUUAACAUACUAUUGGGGCAAGUGCUGUUAGCGGCUAGCACACACGGACAUAAAGACAUAUAGAGAAGUACACAUGCACAAACAGACACACACACAAGAACACACACACAGACAGACACACACAGGGACACACACACAAGCGCACAUUUUGCCAAGAUGAUUAUGAAACAGUUGUUCACUUUGGACACAUCUCUCUCACCUGGCGAUGGCUCAGUGUAGCUGACACGGCCAUCUUGAACCCCACCGACACGGCCAUCUUGAACCCCACUGACACGGCCAUCUUGAACCUCACCGACACGGCCAUCUUGAACCUCACCGACACAGCCAUCUUGAACCCCACUGACACGGCCAUCUUGAACCCCACUGACACGGCCAUCUUGAACCCCACUGACACGGCCAUCUUGAACCCCACUGACACGGCCAUCUUGAACCCCACUGACACGGCCAUCUUGAACCCCACCGACACGGCCAUCUUGAACCCCACUGACACAGCCAUCUUGAACCUCACCGUCACGGCCAUCUUGAACCCCACCGACACGGCCAUCUUGAACCCCACUGACACGGCCAUCUUGAACCCCACUGACACGGCCAUCUUGAACCCCACCGACACGGCCAUCUUGAACCCCACCGUCACGGCCAUCUUGAACCUCACUGACACGGCCAUCUUGAACCCCACUGACACGGCCAUCUUGAACCCCACUGACACGACCAUCUUGAACCCCACCGACACGGCCAUCUUGAACCUCACCGACACGGCCAUCUUGAACCUCACCGACACGGCCAUCUUGAACCCCACUGACACGGCCAUCUUGAACCCCACCGACACGGCCAUCUUGAACCCCACUGACACGGCCAUCUUGAACCCCACUGACACGGCCAUCUUGAACCCCACCAUCACGGCCAUCUUGAACCCCACUGACACGGCCAUCUUGAACCUCACCGACACAGCCAUCUUGAACCCCACUGACACGGCCAUCUUGAACCCCACUGACACGGCCAUCUUGAACCUCACUGUCACGGCCAUCUUGAACCCCACUGACACGGCCAUCUUGAACCCCACCGACACGGCCAUCUUGAACCCCACCGACACGGCCAUCUUGAACCCCACCGACACGGCCAUCUUGAACCACACAGACACGGCCAUCUUGAACCCCACUGACACGGCCAUCUUGAACCCCACUGACAUGGCCAUCUUGAACCUCACUGACACGGCCAUCUUGAACCCCACUGACACGGCCAUCUUGAACCCCACCGACACGGCCAUCUUGAACCCCACCGACACGGCCAUCUUGAACCCCACCGUCACAGCCAUCUUGAACUUGUGAGAGAGAGAGAGAAGGACACACCUGUAAUUGUCUAUGAGUCCGUUUCUGUAUUUGUUCGUGCUGAAUAAACGGAUUGUGCUCUG
Messenger RNA from Lethenteron reissneri (Far Eastern brook lamprey), 3016 nucleotides. RefSeq names its product secretogranin V (gene SCG5). Gene Ontology annotation, cellular component: secretory granule. The record is from RefSeq and is a predicted model, not a curated record. Gene Ontology annotation, molecular function: enzyme regulator activity. Lineage: Eukaryota; Metazoa; Chordata; Hyperoartia; Petromyzontiformes; Petromyzontidae. Gene Ontology annotation, biological process: regulation of hormone secretion; neuropeptide signaling pathway.